GGUAUAAAAGAGCACACGUCCAGAGUCUCUUCACACUUCACACGCUUGCUUCUCCAGAAGAAGGACGACAAGCCGGCACGAAGAUGAAGCUGCUGCUGCUGACUCUAGUCCUUGGUCUGGCAUAUGCCAAACAAAACUCUAAGAUUUCCGGAGAAUGGCGCACGCAGUACAUCGCGUCCACGAACACGAGCAUGACAGAGGAAGGUGGCCCCCUCAGAGUGUACAUCCGUGAAUUCACCUGCGACUCCGAAUGCGAGACAGUCAACGUCAGUUUUUAUGUCAAGACCCCUGAAUGCCAGCCGGCGUCAGUAGUAGGAACCCUGACAAGCGACGAAAUCUACACAACAGACUUCUCGGGCCAAAAUUAUUUCCAAUUCCUUCACGUAUCCAAGGACUUUAUGGUUAUAUACAUCAAGAACGUGAACGGCGAUAGCGUUACAGAAAUAAUGGAAGCUUUUGACAUCUGCCCUCAAUAAGAGCAUCAGUUGGCUUGAAGACGGCGGUGCCAUGGGGAAGAGAAACACCACCAUCUCCAGGCCCCCGGCUCAUCGACACGAAGAUAAAAUUGCCUUUUCCUCUAAAUCAUAGUUUCCACUGCAUGGGCAGAGACCAUGCUCUUCCUUCUUACCCUACUUGAUAUUUCUUGAUUCUCAAAUGAUUAAAUAAAGUGAUCCCCA
Talpa occidentalis (Iberian mole) is the source of this 677-nucleotide messenger RNA. RefSeq names its product male-specific submandibular salivary gland protein-like. NCBI's taxonomy places the organism in Eukaryota, Metazoa, Chordata, Mammalia, Eulipotyphla, Talpidae. The transcript is spliced from 6 exons. The record is from RefSeq and is a predicted model, not a curated record. The coding region runs from base 84 to 476 and encodes 130 amino acids.